Protopolystoma xenopodis is the source of this 399-nucleotide messenger RNA. The record is from the annotation of a GenBank genome assembly. NCBI's taxonomy places the organism in Eukaryota, Metazoa, Platyhelminthes, Monogenea, Polystomatidea, Polystomatidae.
AUGUUUUUUCCUUUCGACGCUCGGAUCUUUCCAGCUCCCUCCAAUUCCCGCUCUGCAAAAAGCAUCUACUCGGCCUCUUUAAAAUUAUCUUCAUCUUCAUCUUCCACCUCCAAGUCUCCACUUCCGCCUCAGAUCCCAAACCCCGAGCCGAAUUGCAACCGGCAACUGGCUUCCAGUUCUCAUCUACAGGAGCAACGUGUUGCCAACCUGCGCCAGUUACGGCUGAGAGCCUUGCUGGGUGGCAAUGCCGAAGAGGCGGUCGGAUCUAAAGAAACUUUUCUUGAAUUGUUAGGCCAAACAGUCCCAGAGGAGGCCAACUUAGUCAAGCCGGAUGAGUUAGAUUUGGUCACCAACCUCGGAAAAAGACCCGAGGCACUUGAGCCCAUCACCGAUAAGUAG